AGUAGCAUUCUGCAGCAUUAAAGCCUUGACGAGAAUCUCUCUAACGCCACAACUGAACAGAUGUGCCUGUAAAAAGCCCAUCAAAACCUUUAAAGGUUGAGAUUGAGGGUAUAUUAAACCUUUUAGGAGCUAAACACGAUUGAUGUAUUGGUCUUCUCCCGCAGGCAGCCGCUAGGGGGCAGAGCGCUCAAAGUCUCCCUGCAUUAUUGACAGCAUCAGAGCUGCGCUGAAGGCUGGGUUCAGUUCCAGGGAUGAAAUCGAAUGUGACAACACAAUUCCUUUGAUUAUAAUUACAUUAUUAUGCUAACUGCAUGUGUAUGCGGAUCAAGCAUGUCAAACACCGCAACAGGUGUCACGCUUUACUUUCUGCACACUUCACGCUGCUUAUUUGCAAACCUACCCCAUUCUCCAGUUUGAGUGUGUAAUGCACUGCACUACACCUGGUGAAGCCAAUGUCUUGUGAAAUGGAUCAUAUUAUGGCAGUGAUAAAAAUGAGGUUUCUCUUCACCUGCGUGCUGUUUUGAUUGACAUAUCAGGCGAAAAGCGGAGGUGUCGACUUUUCUCAUGCAUCUUCCAGCAAUGCAGCAGACGAAAUGACUGCAAGCGGGUUGCAAGUAGGCUACUAGAUGUAUUAUAAAAAUUAACUAUCCCACCCCUCAAAAUAGCGCAUGCUUUAAUCAAUACAGGACAAUGGUGAAAUAAUGCACUGCAGCAGUAACUGAACCCGCUUGUGUCAGCAAUGGACGGGAUGUCCAGGCAGGCGCCGUGUCUCGUCUCAGCUGCUGAGCUCGAGGCACCAGUUGCUCAGUCGCUGCUGUGAUAGUGGAUCUAGACCCGCUCCUGAGUGAUGACAACACUUUCUAUACGCGAGCGACCUGAAACAAUCACGGCGGAGGGAUAAACAAGGGCGAAGGCGUUUGCAUUUUCACGCGGCGUCGGGUUGUGCGCUUUGCUGAGUGACUAUGGUGGAGCUGGAGAAGGAGGUUCUGCCGCUGCCGCCGCGGUACCGGUUCCGAGACCUGUUGCUCGGGGACUGGCAGACCGACGACAGAGUGCAGGUAGAGUUCUAUGUGAAUGAAAACACUUUCAAGGAACGUCUGAAGCUGUUCUUCAUCAAAAACCAAAGAUCCAGUUUGAGAGUGCGACUCUUCAACUUCUUCCUGAAGGUUCUGAGCUGCCUGCUCUACAUCCUACGAGUCCUGCUGGACGACCCACGGGAGGAGAGAGACUGUCCUGGCUGUCUCAGACAGAAUGCCUCUGCCCACAACAGAAGCCAUUUUGACUGGUCCCUCAUUAUUUGGGUGAACAGGCCUCUGCCACUCUGGGCUCUUCAGGUGCUUGUUGCAUUCAUCAGUUUUUCAGAGACCAUGUUGCUGGUGUACCUUAGCUACAAGGGGAAUGUUUGGGAGCAAGUGUUGCGCAUUCCGUUCGUUCUAGAGAUGAUCAGCGCUGUUCCUUUCGUGAUCACUGUGAUUUUGCCCUCCCUCAGAAACUUGUUCAUUCCUGUUUUCCUGAACUGCUGGCUGGCCAAACACGCUCUCGAGAACAUGAUUAAUGACCUGCACAGAGCGAUUCAGCGAACACACUCGGCCAUGUUCAACCAGGUGCUCAUCCUCAUCAGCACCCUGCUCUGCCUCAUCUUUACCUGUAUCUGUGGUAUUCAGCACUUGGAACGAGCAGGGAACAACCUGACGCUCUUUGACUCUCUGUAUUUCUGUGUUGUCACCUUCUCCACGGUGGGAUUUGGUGAUGUUACACCUCAGAUCUGGCCCUCUCAGCUGCUAGUGGUCAUCAUGAUCUGUGUGGCUCUUAUAGUUCUACCAAUACAGUUUGAGCAGUUGGCUUUCUUGUGGAUGGAGCGACAGAAGUCCGGGGGGAACUACAGCCGGUAUCGUGCCCAGACCGAGAAGCACGUGGUGUUAUGUGUCAGCUGUCUCAAAAUAGACCUACUCAUGGACUUUCUCAACGAAUUCUUUGCACACCCCAGACUGCAGGACUACUAUGUGGUCAUCUUAUGUCCCGCUGAGAUGGAUGUCCAGGUGCGAAGGAUACUGCAUAUCCCGCUAUGGGCUCAGAGGGUCAUCUACCUGCAGGGAUCUGCUCUCAAAGACCAGGACCUAAUGAGGGCAAAGAUGGAUGAUGCCGAGGCCUGUUUUAUCCUAAGCAACCGAUUUGAAGUGGACCGCUUUGCCGCUGACCAUCAGACCAUUCUUAGGGCCUGGGCCGUGAAGGACUUUGCCCCAAACUGCCCUCUCUACGUGCAGAUCCUCAAACCCGAGAAUAAGUUUCACAUCAAGUUCGCAGACCAUGUGGUUUGUGAGGAAGAGUUUAAGUAUGCCAUGUUGGCCCUCAACUGUGUGUGUCCUGCCACCUCCACCCUGAUCACCUUAUUGAUUCACUCCUCUAGAGGACAAACAGCAUCUUCAGAGGCCUUCAAGCAGCGAGCAGGCGCCUUCCAGCCCCUCAACAGGGAAGGCGGUGCUGUCCCCGUCGACCAAUGGCAGCGCACGUACCGGCGGUGUGCAGCCAAUGAGGUCCACCACAUCCGGCUGGAAGAGAGCAAGUUUUUUGGAGAAUAUCAGGGAAAGAGUUUCACUUUUGCCUCCUUUCAUGCACAUAAGAAAUAUGGUGUAUGUCUGAUCGGGGUGCGCAGGAUGGACACAGCCAACAUCCUCUUGAACCCCGGACCCUGCCACAUCAUGGGAGCCUCCGACACCUGUUUCUACAUCAACAUCUCCAAGGAGGAGAACUCAGCCUUUGUCAGGGGCCACAGAGAGCCAGUCAGGGGCCUGGGGGGCAACUCCAGAGGGGUCUCGCAGACAAUCUAUCAUGGCCUCACUCGACUACCAGUGCACAGUAUUAUAGCCAGCAUGGGCACAGUAGCCAUAGACCUGCAGGACUCCAGUGACAGCAGUCCAGAAGGCUUGGGCCCGCCGGCUCUGGGCAGUGGGAGUGUGAGCAGGAGUGGGUCCAGGACAGAAGUGGGCGGCUGUAACACUCUAGCGCCGCCCGCCAUGAGUGGCUCAGGGGAGGAGAGGAGACACAGCAUCGCCCCCGUCCUGGAGGUGGUUGACGGGGUGCCCGGCGCUACAUUUGACCUGCUAGGGGACCAAUCGGAGGACGAGGGAGGAGAAGAAGGAAAGGAGGAAGAGGGAGGAGAGCAGAAAGGCCAGUGGUGGGGAGCACACUGCGAAUGGGUCAAAGGCUACCCGCUAAAUUCUCCAUACAUCGGCAGCUCUCCUGCCCUCUGCCACCUCCUGCAGGAGAAAAUGCCAUUUUGCUGUCUGCGCCUGGAUAAGGCUUGUCAUCAUAUGCCCUACGAGGACGCUCGCUCAUACGGCUUUAAAAACAAACUGAUUAUCGUGUCCGCAGAAAGCGCUGGAAACGGCCUCUAUAACUUCAUCGUUCCGCUGCGGGCGUAUUACCGGCCCAGGAAGGAGCUCAACCCCAUCGUUUUGCUACUGGAGAAUGUACCUGAGGCAGACUUCCUGGAGGCCAUCUGCUGGUUUCCUAUGGUUUUCUACACAGUGGGCUCCAUUGACAAUUUGGACAGUCUUCUGCGUUGUGGUGUGACGUUUGCUGACACCAUGGUUGUGGUGGACAAAGAAAGCUCCAUGAUCGCUGAGGAGGAUUACAUGGCUGAUGCCAAGACCAUUGUUAAUGUUCAGACGCUCUUCAGGCUUUUUCCAGCUCUCAGUAUCAUAACUGAACUCACCCACCCGGCCAACAUGCGCUUCAUGCAGUUCAAAGUGAAAGACCACUAUUCUCUAGCUCUCUCCAAGCUGGAAAAGAAAGAGAGAGAGGGAGGCUCUAACCUGGUGUUCAUGUUCAGACUACCGUUUGCAGCUGGGAAGGUGUUUAGUGUCAGUAUGUUAGACACUCUGCUGUAUCAGUCCUUUGUGAAGGACUACAUGAUCUCCAUCACUAGACUGCUGCUAGGUCUCGACUCCAUGCCUGGAUCUGGCUUCCUGUGUGCUAUGAAGAUCACAGAGGAGGAUUUGUGGAUUCGCACUUACGGCCGUCUCUACCAGAAGCUGUGCUCGUCGACAGGAGACAUUCCCAUCGGCAUCUACCGCACUGAAGCGCAUAAACUGCCCAUCUCAGAGUCUCAGGUGUCUAUCACGGUGGAGGACUACGAGGAUACGCGUGAACCCCGCGAGCCUCUGCUCUGCCGCUCCGGUCUUCACCGUAACUCCACGUCGUCCGAGCCUCCCUCCUCCUCAUCAUCACAGGCCAUGGACCACCCGCUCCUGAGGAGGAAGAGCAUGCAGUGGGCGCGGCGGUUGAGUCGUAAAGGUGGGCGGGGCUCCAGCGGGGCCAAGGGAGUGGGGAGCGCCGCCGAGCGCAUCAGCCAGCAGAGACUCAACCUGUUCCGCCGAUCCGAGAGACAGGAGCUCAACGCUUUGGUCCGCACACGCAUGAAGCACCUGGGGCUCUCGCCAUCUGGAUUUAAUGGGAUGACGGACCAAGGCAACAGACUGUCUUAUAUUCUUAUCAACCCUUCACCCGACACACGCCUGGAGCUCCAUGAUGUCGUGUAUCUGAUCAGACCAGACCUUCUGUCACCAGUGCCUAACCAGGCCGGCGGUCGCAAGCCCAGCGCAGGGCCAGCGGAGGGACACAGAUAUGACACACAGGACAGCACUCAUCUAUAAACACAAUCACCACAGGCCACCAGCAGCACGAAAAGAUGGGGACAUACUUAUACAUAUGUGUGUGUGUGUGUGUGUGUGUGUGUGUGUACGGUUGAGAGAGAGAGAGGAAUACCUGUGCAGAUGGGACUGUGAGCUAAUAUACACUGUAAAAAGUGAUCUAGCUUUUAUUUGCCUUUAAUCAGCUUUCAUGUUAAAUAGUCAAUACAACUGAAACUGUUGAGAGAUCACAAUUUUUUAAGCUUUCAUUGAAUCAACUAAUGGAUGCUUUUCAAGAGCCAAAAUUAGAAGAAAAUAAAAUAUAUAUAUAUAUGUUUUGCAUAAACAAAAUGAAGCCUUUUAGGACCGUUUUGAAUUGUGAUACUAUUUUCAUGACAAUUAAAUACAUUUGUUUCGUUUUGGAAUAAAAGUCAUAGCUCGUUUUACAUGCUAAAAAAUUACUUAUUUUCCAUUAAAAAUAUUCCAUUAAUAUAUGGUAAUAGUAAUUGUCACGAUCAUAAUGGUCCUAAAAGUAGGCUUCAUUCUUUAUAAUUGUUCUCUUAAGAACAUGGUUCAAAUAAAUAAAAACAAUAUUGCCAUGCCUGCUUAUUAUAAGCACUUUUGGAAUCUUUUUUUUUUAUCAGUCAUAUGUUUCAGCCUCAUGCUUUGCCCCAGUAGCACAAUAAAGUGUUAUGACUUCUAAUAUAACUUGUAAAAUCCUUACCAAACUACGUUAACUUAACUUUAAGUAAGUAUGAUUCUGUAAAUAACAGGAGGUAGAAUGUUUAACUUAAAGGUUUAUCUAAUGUGUCUAGAAUGAUCCUAUCAAAUGUAAAAGAUAAAAGCUGUCAGUGUAUAAAACAAAAGAGUCUGUACAAACCAAGAGUGAUUUUUCAAGAUGAAAAUGCCAUCUUUAAGGCACAGGUCAUCCAUAAUUCUAGUUCUUUUAACAGAUUCUUCACCACAAUUUGUGUUUCUGCAGGUCAAGGAAUGCUCAUGGCUUUGAUUCCCAGGGAAAAACACACAUAAUGAUAAUAGUUUACUUUAGAUACACAGUAAGAUUAAAAUGUAUGAUUGACAUUCCAGACAAAGCAACUGGGUAACAAACAGGGAACAUUAAAACUAUUAAGUUUUAAAAUACUCACAACGAACAAUAUCUGUUGAAUCUUUUAAAUGACUGCAUAAAGUCAAAGUUUUUAAAUCAAAUUAACAAUUACCAAUUGUAACAAUUAAAAAUUCAUUAAAUUAAUAAUAAAUCUCCAAAGAAAACACCAGAUUCAUUUUAAAUCACAUUAAUGCAAAUGGAUUCCAAACUUUUGUAUAUUUAAGCAACAAAUCACUUUUUACAGUGCAAUCUAAUCCUUAUUUUCUUACUAAAGGACUUUCCAACGCAUGGACCUUUGGAAAAACUCAUUUACAUUUGAUUUAUGUGUCAAAUUAUUUUUGAUGCCAGACAGCCGAGGCCACGUAAGUGCAUUUAUGAUGUACCUUGUAUUAGUCUCUGUGCAUGUGAAUGUAUGUUGAAUAGCCAGCACUGCCGAUCUUAACUUGGACCGCCAAAGGAACACGCUGCCAAAUGCCCGUGGACGGAGUUUGAUCUCUGUUGCUCUGUGUCAUGUAAAUUCAAAUGUAAAUUCAAUGUCUUGUCAGCUGCUCUGAGGACCCUGGGAUUCGUCAAGCCGUAUCAGAAAGGCAGCGCUUGUACGUUUUGUGAAUGUUUUCUACCGUUCAACUGUCUCUGGACUUGCAUAUUGCUUUGCAAGCUGCCAAAAAGGAUCUUAUUAAAUGGCCAUUGAACCAAAUGAAUGAUCCGCAAUCUUUCUCAUUCUUUUACCAAGACAUCUGUUGGUUAUUCUCAGAGGAGGUUUUAGGAACAAUCCUUCUGUGUCUUCAGUGACAUUUUGAAGUCAUCGUCUUUAAAGAAAAUGUCAUUCUUU
Cyprinus carpio (common carp) is the source of this 6568-nucleotide messenger RNA. RefSeq names its product potassium channel subfamily T member 2-like. The transcript has 30 exons. Gene Ontology annotation, cellular component: membrane. Lineage: Eukaryota; Metazoa; Chordata; Actinopteri; Cypriniformes; Cyprinidae. The coding region runs from base 963 to 4655 and encodes 1230 amino acids. Gene Ontology annotation, biological process: potassium ion transport. The record is from RefSeq and is a predicted model, not a curated record. Gene Ontology annotation, molecular function: intracellular sodium-activated potassium channel activity.